ACCUGGAACGAAGGAGACGAUUCCUGACAGUGAGGACAAUUAAUCAGUGGAACAACUUUUCUCCAGAAAUUGUAACUCCAUCAUUGGAGCAACAGAUUGCAGAAACUCGAUAGAAGCCGUGAGACAGGAGGGAAAACCUGCUACUACGGAGCCCAUCGCGCACCUCUCUUGCCAAUCCAACGCCAACAGGAGGAAGGCAGAGACCCCCAGAAGCCAUGACCGCCAUCAGACUCAGCUUCUUCCGGUUCUCCACCCUGGAAGGGAAGGCGGUCCAUGUGGCACUCCUGAUCUUCUUCCUGCUCUUCGUGGCCAUGACCAGCCUUUUCCUGUGGCAGUACAGCCUGCCCAAAGUGAAGUCCAGUUUAAUCAGCACGGACGCCAAACCAGCAGCCGCGGAGAUGUGUCCCCGCUACCCAGAACCUGUCCCAUUGGACCACCCCAUCCCCAUCCUGAAAGAUGCUCUGGAAAAGGUGGACACUCUUCUCCGGCAUAAAAUCCGCAACCCGGGCCUUCCAGCCUUGUCGGCCAUUGUCAUCUACAACGACACUGUCUUGUGGACUGGCAACUUUGGGAAACGCAACGGCUCCAGUAACUUUUCACGUCUCCCCAGCGAAUAUUCCAUUUACAGGAUCGGAAGCAUCUCUAAGUUGUUCCCGACCGUCAUGUUGCACAAACUUUGGGAAGAAGGGAAGAUAACGUCCCUCGAUGAUUCCUUGGAGUGCUACGCCCGAAAUUUCUCCAUCAAAAACCCCUUGGGGCAUCUCAAGGAAUCCAAACCGACGUCUUCGGGGGACGGGGCGGGCUAUUUUGAGGACAAACCGCUGCCCCCCCGGCCUUCUUCGGUCACCCUGCGAAGGAUGGCCAGCCAGCUGUCAGGCCUGCCCCGACGUCUGAGGUCCACCAGCCUCAUGUGGAAAGGAACCACCCAAGAAGCUUUAGCUCUUCUCCGAGAUGAUAUCUUGGUGGCCGAUCCAGGAACCCGGUGCCAUUAUAGUAACUUGGCGUUCUCCUUAUUGGCUUAUGUAUUAGCUGAGCAGGUGGCCAAGAGUGAGUACCAGAACUGGGUCUGUGAGAACAUCCUCGACCGCCUUGGGAUGGAAGACACAGGUUUUGAUAUCACGCCCAACAUCCGUUCCAGAAUGACCGUUGGAGUCUACGGCAGCGGAGAAGUGGCUCCUCUCUACGAUCUGGGCUGGUAUAGACCUUCUGGCCAGAUGUUUUCCACGGCGGCUGACUUGGCCAAGUUAGCCAUGGUCUUCUUGGGCACCUAUCACCGGCGUCUUUUGGAGCCUGAGACUCUGAAGGUCAUGUUGACUCCGCUCUUGAAGUGCUCCAGGGACUACUUUGCCAACAAGACGGGCACUCCUUGGGAGAUUAACGAGCAGAUGGGUUAUGAUCUCCUCCGGAAGGAUGGAGACAUAGAUGGCUUCUCGGCCACCUUCUCCCUGGUCCCCAAACUCCGCCUGAGCUUCAUCAUCUUGAUGGCUGGUCCACGCCCCCAAGGAGGAGACAUCGUAACCCAGAUCUACGAUUACCUGAUUCCUUCCCUGGAAUUCGCUUUUCGGGAAGUCGAGAAGAAGCUGAAGACUCCACCGAGUCCUGCUCCCUACGUGGGCUACUAUACCUUCUCCAACCUGACCUUCUAUGAGAUCAAGGUGGGGCCCAGAGGAGAGCUGCUGAUGCAGCAAUUCGGGCCUCACAUCGAGAAGGUCAUCCCUGAAAAGUACCGGACCAUUAAACUCCACCAUCUUGAAGAUCGCACCUUCCAAGUAGUCUUUGAGGAGGAAUUUCCGUGCAUCCUGAAGUUAGGGCCUGCCUCGAUUUCCCUUGAGGCCCAAGAUGGGCAGCUUUUCAACUUCUACCCAUUUGAUCCCAAGGGACUCUCUCCUGGUUUUGAUGUCCCAGGGUUGAACACCUACAACAUCCUCCGUCUUCGAAGGAGACCUGUCUUCUCCUAACAGAACUGUCACUUCUCCCGCGCAGGAGACCAUCCUCCAACCAGGAGGCUGAGAAGAGAAGACAACCAGCACCCCAGAAUUAGCUGAAGAUUUUUCUCCUUUUCCAUGAAAAACAAUGGCACCCGGUCGAAAAAAAAGUCCUUCGCUCCGUCCAUCGUUGUCCACUUCUAGGUGCCACCAUGAGAUAGGCCCCAGUUGAGUCUCAAGAUCUCCAGAAGGAGUCAAAUUGGUUGUUGGAGCUGAAGUUCUUCACAGGAGUAGGUGUUGCGUCAGAAGAUCCAAGAUGGAGAAAGAAAUUAAAAAAGAAAAUGAAAGAGAAGCAAAGGGAGAAAUAAAGGUGACAUCCUCAUCUUAAGACGCUUACAUUGUUGAGAAGACUUCAUGUUCCUGUGAAGCUGGAGGAGAUGGACUUCCAUGAAGGCCCAUAACUAACCAGACCACCAUGGAGGUGGUGGCCUCUUCUUUAUAGAAGGUGUUCAGUAAAAGUUGGAUGAGCACCAGGAUCCUGUAGAAAUGGCUUCCUGUAUUGAGCAACGGGUGGACUAGAUGUUCUUCAAGGAAUCUUCCAAUCUUCUCAUUCUAUGAUUUUAUGACAUUAUAAGAAAGUAGAUUUUGGUUGGACAUCACGAAGAAUGUUAUAACUGAAAGAGUUCUCCAAAUGAAACAUCUGAGAUGGUGGAGUCACCUUCUUGGGAGGACAAAGUUCGGCAGGGGGUAGAGUCCUGCAGUGGUCAGGAGUUGGACUGGAUGAUCUCCAAAGUCCCUUCCAAUCCUUCAUUCCAUGAUUCUAUGAAUACAAGAAGCUCGAAGUGAAAAUCACAAACGUAGAUCCUUGGUCUUCAUGUUCUGUUCAAGAUCUAUUUCUCGGUUUUGAUCUAUGAAUGGUCAUGUGUGUAUGUUUGUUGUGUGUGGCUCUACGUAGAGUAGACCCAUGUGCCUGGGCUGGGCCAACACAUUCAAGAUGGUGAUUGCAACUGCACAAUCAAUAGCCCUUGGCACAAACCAGUUUGGUCUAAUAGAGAAGCCACCAGGCUAGAAACCAGGAGAUGGGGAGUUCUAGUCCCACCUUAAUAAUGAAAGUCAGCUGGGUGACUUUGGACCAAUGACCAGGAGCCAAGGAGUUCUAGUCCUACCUUAGGCAUAAAAAUCAGCUGGGUGACUUUGGGCCAAUCACCAGGAGACAGGGAGUUCUAGUCCUUCCUUAGACAUGAAAGCGAGCUAGGAGACUUUGAGCCAAUCACCAGGAGACAGGGAGUUCUAGUCCCUCCUUAGACAUGGAAAGCGAGCUAGGAGACUUUGAGUCAAUCACCAGGAGAUAGGGAGUUCUAGUCCCACUUUAAUAACGAAAGCCAGCUGGGUGAUUUUGGAGCCAAUCACCAGGAGACAGGGAGUUCUAGUCCCUCCUUAGACAUGAAAGCGAGCUGGGAGACUUUGAGUCAAUCACCAGGAGAUAGGGAGUUCUAGUCCCACUUUAAUAACGAAAGCCAGCUGGGUGACUUUGGAGCCAAUCACCAGGAGACAGGGAGUUCUAGUCCCUCCUUAGACAUGAAAGCGAGCUGGGAGACUUUGAGUCAAUCACCAGGAGACAGGGAGUUCUAGUCCCCUUUAAUAACGAAAGCCAGCUGGGUGACUUUGGAGCCAAUCACCAGGUGACUGGGAGUUCAAGUCCUGCCUUAGGCAUGAAACUCCACUGGGUGACUUUCACUGGGUGACUGGGGAGUUCUAGUCCCACCUUCAUAAUGAAAGCCAGCUGGGUACCUUUGGGACAAUCCCCAGGAGACUGUGAAUUCUAGUCCUACCUUAGGCACGAAAGCUGGGUGGGUGGCUCUAUUAGGCCAGCCCCUCUCUCCCAGCCCACCCCCACAACGUUGUUGUGAGAAAAAUAGGAAGAGGGAAGGAGUUUUCAUUAUGUUCACCGCCUUGAGUGAUUCCUAAACAUUCUUGGUGGCUAUAAAUAUGUAUAAAAAAAAAAGAGAGAGAGAAAUAGCCAGCCGGCGCCCUGCAGCUCCAAUCUCCGUGAAAGACACGUGUGACGCAGACCACGGGACCACGAAGCAGUGACCUGAAUUUUGAUGUUUUUUUAUCUCUGGGAUGGACGAAUGAAAAUCGUGGCCCAGCGGUCGUGAGCUUGGGGGGAGAGAUUAAAAAUGGAGCCAUCAUCUGAUGGGCGCUGAGCUCCAAAUUACAGGAUUAUAGGGAGAAGAGAAAGAUUUGAGGUUAAUAAAACACACGCAUGUUUUUUUUCCCCCCGAAAUGCCCAUGCUGUAGACGGAGACAUCAUUCAAUCCGUCUGCCACUUGUCCUAAGGAUAUUCCUCCCUUCCCAGCAUCAUCCUGAAAUCUCGGUUGGUAAAUUCCCUUCCUUUGAAUUGCUAAGUCGAACUGAUUUUUAAGCAGCCUUUAAAAAGAAGAAGGAAAAAAAAAAAGUGAAUUAAACGCCGGAAAGGAUAGACACCACGACAAACGAAAAGGCACAUCAAAGAA
This is a messenger RNA of Pantherophis guttatus, 4441 nucleotides long. It is a transcript of the gene LACTBL1, whose product is annotated as lactamase beta like 1. NCBI's taxonomy places the organism in Eukaryota, Metazoa, Chordata, Lepidosauria, Squamata, Colubridae. The record is from RefSeq and is a predicted model, not a curated record.